Cydia pomonella (codling moth) is the source of this 6408-nucleotide messenger RNA. Its product is annotated as ABC transporter G family member 23-like. Gene Ontology annotation, molecular function: ABC-type transporter activity; ATP hydrolysis activity; ATP binding. Lineage: Eukaryota; Metazoa; Arthropoda; Insecta; Lepidoptera; Tortricidae. Gene Ontology annotation, cellular component: membrane. The transcript is spliced from 16 exons. The record is from RefSeq and is a predicted model, not a curated record. Bases 226 to 2391 code for a protein of 721 amino acids.
AAAAAAACUAGCUGUCACUUUGGCGGCAACGCAAAAAUUUUUUUUUAAACAUAUUGACUUUUUAGAUUUUGUUUUGUGGAAUUUGUUUUGUUAUUCAAAUUAUUGUUUUAGGUUUUUGACUAAUCAUAAUUGGUGCAAGUGGUAUAUUGUUGCAGUUCAAAAGUAAAAGGAGGUGAAACAUUUUUUUAAAGUGGUAUCUCAAGCAUGCGUCACUAAGUACACAAAAUGGCGGGGCGUGAGCUCGCGGUAGUCGUGUCCCGGGCGUACAAGUACUAUGGAAGGGAAGACAAACCCGACUACAAGCCCGUGCUGCGGCACUUUAACAUGACCGUGGAGCGAGGCAUCAUAUACGGCCUUCUUGGUCCAUCAGGAUGCGGAAAAACCACACUGCUCUCCUGCAUCGUUGGCAGAAGGCAACUGGACAGUGGCGAGGUGUGGGUGCUGGGUGGAAGACCUGGGGAGAAGGGCAGCGGCGUUCCUGGACCCAGGGUUGGGUACAUGCCUCAGGACAUAGCUCUAGUCGGAGAACUAACGGUGCGCGACGCGAUCUACUACUUCGGCCGGAUCUACGGCAUGAAGAUGAAAAAGCUCAGCGAUCGAUUCGAGUUCCUGAGCAAUCUUCUAGAUCUGCCGCCGGCUGGAAGACUGAUUAAGCAAUUGUCUGGAGGACAGCAGAGAAGAGUAUCGUUGGCAGCUGCAUUGGUACAUGAACCUGAGCUGCUUAUCCUGGAUGAGCCGACAGUUGGACUGGACCCUGUGCUUAGAGAACGAAUAUGGGAGUUUCUAUCAGAACUAGCGAGAGGAGGAACCACGGUCAUCAUCACCACGCACUACAUCGACGAAACUAAGCAGGCGCACAAGAUCGGUCUGCUCAGAGAUGGCCAGUUACUAGCAGAAGAAUCUCCAGAAGAACUCAUGCGCAAGUUAGACUGCAAUAACCUGGAAGAAGCAUUCCUACAGCUUGCCAUGAGGCAUCAUGAGCUGUCGCCUAGGAGAUCUACUCUCACGACGUCUCCAGAUGUGAUCCCGGACAGCGUGGUGAACGCCGUAGAGAGCCGGGGGCAGUUCGACUCCAGGGAGGACUUUAGUGUAGUCACCAGCAGCACUGAUGUAUUAACCAAAAAAGAGAAAGCCAAAGACUGUAGCGGUAAGUCGCGGGGGCGGUACAAGGCCGUCUUCAUCAAGAGCCUCCAGCAAUUCUCCAGGCAUCCUGGCGGGCUAAUAUUCUCGGUUCUAUUCCCUAUCAUCCAAGUGGUAGCAUUCUUUUCGGCUAUAGGACACGACCCACGUGACCUGCACGUCGCCGUAGUCAACGACGAAGCACGGUUAUCACCAUAUGGUCUCAAUAUUUGCCAAAAUAGCAGCCUACAGCCUAUCGUACGAUACGACAAUGACACUUGCUCGCAAUAUAUGCUAAGUUGUUGGUUAAUUGAAGAAAUGGCCAAGUACAAAGUUUAUGAGAUACCAUUCGACACAGUAGAAGAUGCCAAAGCAGAAGUAUCAAACGGCAAGCUCUACGGGGCAGUGUACAUCCCGCGGAACUUCAGUGAGGCUUUGGGGGAACGGUUUCGUGAGGGUGAUGUACCUGAUGAUAUCGUGGAUGAGAGUACAGUCGGCGUGUGGCUUGAUAUGACCAAUCACCAAAUCUCCAAUUUCUUAAAACUAAAGUUCCACAAAGCUUACGAAGGUUUCACGAAGCGGGCGAUGACAGCAUGCGGCAGACCUGAACGACUGGUGCAGAUUCCAGUGCACUUCAACGAGCCCAUCUACGGGAAGAUGAACGGGCAGUUCGUGGCUUACAUGGCACCGGGCGUUAUGAUCACCAUAAUCUUCUUCUUGGCGGCGGUAGUAACCUCGACCCUGAUGAUCGGCGACCGUUUGGAAGGCGUGUGGGAGCGAAGUGCUGUCGCCGGGGUACAGCCAAAAGAGAUGCUGCAUGUGCAUAUCGGGAUACAGGCCACCGUUAUUUUAGUACAGACCAUAGAAAUGAUGCUACUGGGAUACUUAGGCUAUGGACUACCCACCAGGGGUUCUCUGUUCGCCUGUGGCUGCCUGUUGUUCCUCCAAGGCCUUAGCGGAAUGUGCUACGGGUUCCUGCUCUCUGUCUGCUGCUCGAGCUACACCAUGUCCUUCUUCAUCGCCACUGGAAGCUUCUACCCCAUGAUAUUGCUGUGCGGAAUCGUCUGGCCCUUGGAAGGCAUGGAAAAGUACCUCCAAUACAUCGCCCUGUGCCUCCCCUUCACCAUCCCCUCGAAGUCCCUCCGCGACAUCAUGGAAAAGGGCGCCACCAUCUUGGAUACCUCCGUAUACACCGGGUUUCUCAUCACCGUGGCGUGGAUUGCCAUUACUCUGGGCCUGUGUUUCUUAAGGCUGAAAUAUAGAAAGACGUAAAUUACUUGUGUUAAAAAUUGAACUAAUCAUAGUUGCCUGAGUGUGACAUCAUGGAAAAGGACUCCACAAUCUGGGAUACCUCUGUAUACACCUAUCUCAUCACUUUAGUAUGAAUUGUCAUCAUGAAUUGCUGGGCAUGUGUUUCUUAACGCUGAAGUAUAGGAAGAUAUAAUAGUGUUAAAAGUUGAACUUAUCAUUGCCUGAAUGUGACAUCAUGGAAAAGGGCUGCACCUUCUAGGAUACCUCUGUAUACACCGGUUUCCUCAUUACUUUAUCGUGGAUUGUCAUCACGCUGGGCAUGUGUUUCUUAAGGCUGAAGACGUAAAUUACUUGUGCUUUGUUGAACAUAUCAACUGUUCAUAGUUCCCAGAAUAUAACAUUCUGGAAAAGGGCGCCGACAUCUUGAAUACAUCCGUUUACACGGGUUAUUAUCACCGUAGCUGGAUUAUUACUCUGUGCCCGUGUUUCUAAAGCUCUAGUAUAUUGAAUUUUGGAACUUAUCACAGUGUGGAUAAUUUGAUGUAUCUUUGAAAUUGUGUUUUAUUAAAAAAAAGUUCGGAUGAAAAGCUGGUGGAGUAUUAUAUAGACUACAGUUCAGGAUUAAUCGGGUUUAGUUUGGACAUUUCAUUAGGGUAGGUAAUUAAGUAUUGAUGAUCGAUUUAAAUGGCUUACUUAAUAGUAAAAUACCUUGAUCGUACAGUCAUCGCACAAUCUGAACACCGCCUCUAAGUUUAAGUCUAAGUGCAUGUUCGUUCAGAUAUUUUUGAGUGCCUUGGCUGUGUCUAUAUAUCAACUGUAUUACUAGUGGUAUUAAUAAUUUAAAAAAGUAUUAAAAGAAAUGAAGUGACAUUUAAAAGACUCAUGGCAUUUCAUACAGUCACAGAUUUUAAUUGUUGAGCCAUUAAGAGUUUUUUUUUAUACUAUGUCGGUGGGAAACAAGCAUACGGCCCGCCUGAUGAUAAGCAGUCUCCGUAGCCUAUGUACGCCUGCAACUCCAGAGGAGUUACAUGCGCGUUGCCGACCCGACGGGUUUCGUGCUUCGAAUUUGACAGAGCCUUACAUUUUGCGGUAACUCUGAUUGUCAAAAUUUGACGUUUGAUAAUUCAGUGACCGCAAAACAUAUGGCGGAGUACAGCGCCAUCUGUUUUGGAUGUCAAACUAAGGCGCACGUUUUUUUCUUAUACUUUACCUCUGUAUCUCUUUGGUUUUAUGAAUAUGGGGGUAUAUUAUGGUGUUUAAAAGUCAAAAACAAGUUGGUUACUUACUUAAAAGGUGUAAUCCACAUUAUGGAUGUAAAAUAGAAUUACGUAGAUUGCUCAAUAAGGUUAUAAGAUGUAUUAUAUAAGUUAUGUAUUAUGUUAGCAAGAAAAUAUUAUAAAUAGGUAGUUGAUACAAUUUACUAAGCAAAGGGUUUAUAUAUUAAAUUUUCUAUAAAAAUAUAUAGAAUCAAACCAAGAUAAGUUGGCAGCGAUUUUGACAGCCCAGACAGUGCAAGUGUUAUUUUACACUUCUAUGAAAUUAUGGCUGGGCUAUCAAAAUUGCUGCAAACUUAGCUUGGUCUGACUCUACCUUGUUUCAAAUAACACAUUUUUAAUGUUAGAAAACGAUAUCACAAUCUGUUAUAAAAAUUGAGUUUUAAUAGUUUUUAACCCUUGUAAUGCCAAGAAUUGAGCCCCUAAAAGUGUCGUACCAACAACGCCAAAAACGAAUAUACGCGUUACUUAUACCGUAAGCUGUCAAGUUACCCUUUUUUUUUAACUGUAUAAUUAUUGUACCAAUGAUGUUGGCGUUGUGCUAAUAAUAAUUAAUAGGUAAUAAUGUAUGGCAAAGUAAGGGUUAAUAACCAAAACUGGGUAUUGAAACAAUUUUGUAUGUAAAUAAUAUACAGGCUGUAACCAAAAUACUGAUGAUCCAUUUGCAAUCCGUAUCGUAAUUUGAUUAGGAAAAAGCAGAAAAUGUUGACGCGAAUUCUGGUUACACCUUGUUUAUUCGUAGGUAAGGGUAGUUCUUGAGCUAUAGCUCAUCGGGUAGCUUGUAUAUAGCUUUUACGUAAUAAGUUUUAUACGGAUUUACUUUGUAUGAAUUUGAAUAAUAAUUUGUAAAGAAAAUGGACUAUUUUGAAAGUGUUGCACAGACAGUAUAUUACUGCCGGUGUCAAGUAGGUAUACAAUACAAUAAGUAUCUAUUGGUACAGAGUUUUUUUAUGUCUGAGAAAACUGAAUAGUGAAUAUGUAGGUUAUACUGUUUUUUUCUAGCGAAAAAAAUCCCCCAGUCGCCCCCAAAUGCCCCAGAAUCUAGCGAAAAAAAUCUGCUGUUACACAUUGACAUGAUUCGCCAAAAAUAACCCAAAUGUACAGCAAAUAUUUUUUCGUGAUAAAUCUGCUACUAGACGACUGUCGACUGCGAAUAACCCGCGUUUUGAUAAGAACUCUACAUAUUCACCACUUAAAGUAUGGUCAGACAUGACAAAAUCAACCUGUAUACAAUUUAUAUUAAAAAGUAAUGCUAUCUAAGUGAUUACAAUUGAUGUCUCGCAGCGAAAUAUGGAAGGUGAGGCAAGUAAAAAAAUCUCCUUAGGCAGAACUGUUGCAAAAGUAUCCAGCUGUCAGCUAUAAAUAAUAGUUCCAAAUCUCGCCAGAGUAACGCUAAGAACCUAGGCGUUAUUGACAAAGUGAAGUGCGCUGUCUAUGAUUAGAUUUUUCUCUCAAGUAUUGUAGGUAUUGUAGCGCCACCAAUUUAUGGUUUUUUGUCGGGCUAUUUUUGGUAUAUGGAGUAUAUGUUCCUUGCCUCUACCUUCCAUACAGCGAAAUUUUUCGUUGUUAUAUUUGUAUGAUGUGGAUGGAGACGUCAUUACGAUGAUAACCAAUCAACAAUUAGACAUUUUUAUUUUUUUCGAAGUUUUUACAACAAUAAUGGGGAUCCGUUUAAGCUCAUAUUUGGUAUGGUGUUCUGAUAAGGAAAAAGCAUUGAAAAAAAAAAUUACGCGAAAAAUCGUUUUUCUAUCGUCCAAGUCUGCCAACCACCCAUGUAAAGGCCAAAAAGUAUUACGCGUCAAAAAGUUUAUUUCCAUUUUUUCUUAAUUAGGACACGAUACCAAAUAUGCCCUUAAACGGUUCCCCACUUUUUUUGUUACACCUUGUUUAACGAAUGUUCUCAGGAAAAAAAAUCAGGAUAAACUUUAACCCAUUGUACGCCAUGAACUCCUAAAGUCGUCAUAGUGAGAUUUCAGGAGUGUUAUAGAUGGCCUAUUAAUAUUUAUGCCUUCAUGUCAUGGUAAUACUGAUAAAUAUUUAUACCAUCAUGACGAAUAGCGCACAAAGGGUUAACAUUCUUGGGACCAUUGUAACCUUAGAGGAUUUAACAACUGGAAAUGCCUUGUCUGUAAUUCCCUGUACGAAACAGUCUGCCGAUUUUUGGCCGGGAGGGGCUCGUCAAAUGUAUCAGAUAAACCUCAGUUCACACAAAACUUAUUACCAUUUACCGAGGUUUUCGACAGAGGAGUAAGCUCUUAGAAGGGAUUUCGGUUGUUAAAUCUUCCAAAAUUGUAACAAAUGCCUAUACUAUGUAUCUUUAGGUAUUUAAAUAAAAGUAAACAAAAUCUACCCUCCAAUGGCUCCUUAAGGCAGUUGAGGGUAGAUGAAAACAUGACACGAUCAAAUAAUGUAGGUUAAAGUCAGGUCGUUCAGUGACAGAUCCAGGCAGUUUUGUAUUUGGUUUGUUAACCAACAAAAGUUAUAACUACCCGAAAAUGUACAAAUUGUUUGUUUACUUUUAUUUAAAUACCUAAAGAUAUAGAGUAGAUGAGGUAAAACCACAGAGAAAACAAUAUUUUUUAUAUGAUUCCCCUAACGGUAUUCAAAAAUAAUUGUGUACUUAGUUAUUAGAAUGUAACAUAUAGAAAAUGUUGUUAUUGAAAAUGUAUAGACAGUAAAACACACAUAUUGCCGUAAUUAUAGCAUUUCGUGAUACAAAUGUGAUUUGUGAGGGUAUUUAUGAAUAAAAAUAUUCAACUUCUAA